AAUACACAUAACACAACAAAAGUACACAACCAUGAUGAACAUUGAAAACUUCUCACACGACCCUACACCAACAACCACCACCACCACCUUAAACAUUCCGAAACACAACCCACUUCAACAAACAUCUCUCGAAGGAAUCGCUGCUAUUGUAGGAGAACAAAUCCUCUACGGACCCCACAACACCAAAACGACACAACCAACUUGCGUUUCACACCUCAAAACCAAAACAGAACAAAAAAAAAACUACAGAGGAGUUAGAAAACGACCAUGGGGAAGAUGGUCAGCUGAAAUACGCGACAGAGUCGGUCGUUGUCGUCAUUGGUUAGGAACAUUUGAUACUGCUGAAGAGGCGGCGCGUGCUUAUGACGCGGCAGCUAGGCGAUUGAGAGGUUCUAAAGCAAGAACUAAUUUUAAGAUACCUUUUGUUUUGCCUCUACCGUUAUCGUCGAACUCCAACCACUCAAACGAGUCUUGUUCGAGUUCGAAUGGUAACGGUAAGAAAAAACUUGUGCGUAAUAGUGUUAAGAAGUGUUGUGUUGUUAAUUCUGUGGGAGAAUUGUUUAGUGGUGUGCCUGAAGUUAGAAGAGAAAGAGAUUAUGGUAAUAAUAAUGGGAGUGUUGGAUUUGGUGGUGGUAGAAACAGUGCUGGAAUGGUGGUGUAGGUUGAAUUGCAAU
Molecule: messenger RNA, 674 nt
Organism: Trifolium pratense (red clover)
Lineage: Eukaryota; Viridiplantae; Streptophyta; Magnoliopsida; Fabales; Fabaceae
Product: ethylene-responsive transcription factor ERF084-like
Exons: 1
Coding region: 32-661 (209 amino acids)
Biological process (GO): regulation of DNA-templated transcription
Molecular function (GO): DNA binding; DNA-binding transcription factor activity
Source: RefSeq, a predicted model, not a curated record